AUGAACUCCCAGGGCGCCCAUGAUGUGUCCCCUGAGGCCAUGCAGGCGCGGAUCCAGCAGGCGCGUCGCGAGGCAGAGACACUGAAGGAUCGCAUUAAGAGGAAGAAGGAUGAGCUGUCCGAUACCAGCCUUCGAGUCGUCGCCCAGCAGGCUCACGAGCCUAUCCCUAGAAACCAGCUGAUGAAAGCGAAGCGAACACUCAAAGGCCACUUGGCCAAGAUCUAUGCCAUGCACUGGUCCACCGACCGUAGACAUCUCGUCUCGGCCUCACAAGAUGGAAAGCUCAUUAUAUGGGAUGCCUAUACCACCAACAAAGUUCAUGCCAUUCCUCUCCGUUCAUCAUGGGUCAUGACCUGCGCCUAUGCCCCCAGCGGAAACUUUGUAGCCUGCGGCGGCCUCGACAACAUUUGCUCCAUCUACAACCUCAAUCAGCAGCGCGACGGCCCCACACGUGUCGCUCGAGAGCUGUCCGGCCAUGCUGGCUAUCUGUCUUGCUGCCGAUUCAUCAACGACCGCAGCAUCCUGACUUCCUCUGGCGACAUGACCUGUAUGAAAUGGGACAUCGAAACUGGUCAAAAGGUUACCGAGUUCGCCGAUCAUCUUGGGGACGUCAUGAGCAUUUCGCUCAACCCUACGAACCAGAACACCUUCAUCUCUGGUGCCUGCGACGCCUUCGCCAAGUUGUGGGAUAUUCGAGCCGGCAAGGCCGUCCAGACAUUUGCUGGCCACGAGUCUGACAUUAACGCUAUCCAAUUCUUCCCCGACGGACACUCUUUUGUUACCGGCUCCGAUGACGCUACGUGCCGCCUGUUCGACAUCCGGGCAGACCGCGAGUUAAAUGUUUACGGCUCCGAGUCUAUCCUUUGCGGCAUCACUUCAGUCGCAACGUCAGUGUCUGGUCGUCUGUUAUUUGCUGGUUAUGACGAUUUUGAAUGCAAGGUAUGGGAUGUUACCCGAGGGGAGAAGGUUGGGUCACUUGUGGGCCAUGAAAACCGCGUGAGCUGUUUGGGUGUAAGCAAUGAUGGCAUUAGCUUGUGCACAGGUUCAUGGGAUUCUUUGUUGAAAAUCUGGGCAUACUAG
Molecule: messenger RNA, 1080 nt
Organism: Metarhizium brunneum ARSEF 3297
Lineage: Eukaryota; Fungi; Ascomycota; Sordariomycetes; Hypocreales; Clavicipitaceae
Gene: GB-1
Product: Guanine nucleotide-binding protein subunit beta
Biological process (GO): G protein-coupled receptor signaling pathway
Cellular component (GO): cytoplasm; heterotrimeric G-protein complex
Molecular function (GO): protein binding; signaling receptor complex adaptor activity
Source: RefSeq, a predicted model, not a curated record